Molecule: messenger RNA, 4812 nt
Organism: Apus apus (common swift)
Lineage: Eukaryota; Metazoa; Chordata; Aves; Apodiformes; Apodidae
Gene: RASGRF1
Product: Ras protein specific guanine nucleotide releasing factor 1
Exons: 27
Coding region: 146-3922 (1258 amino acids)
Biological process (GO): positive regulation of GTPase activity; Ras protein signal transduction
Cellular component (GO): plasma membrane
Molecular function (GO): protein binding; guanyl-nucleotide exchange factor activity
Source: RefSeq, a predicted model, not a curated record
GGGCCCAGCCCCAGCCCCAGCCUGAGCCGCCGCCGGCUCUCCGGGGGCCGCUGAUGCGGGCGCGGGGGCUGCGGCUGCUCGCCAGGGACCCGCCCGCCGGCCGCCCGGCGGCGACCAUGUGAGGAGCUGGCGGUUGCCCACCAAGAUGCAGAAGGGGAUGCGGCUCAAUGACGGGCACGUCACCUACCUGGGGCUGCUGGCGAAGAAGGACGGCGCCAGGAAGGGCUACCUGAGCAAGCGGAGCUCCGACAACACAAAAUGGCACACCAAGUGGUUCGCCCUGCUGCAGAACAUGCUCUUCUACUUCGAGACCGACUCCAGCUCCCGGCCCUCGGGGCUCUACCUGCUCGAGGGCUGCGUCUGCGACCGGGCGCCCUCCCCCAAGCCCUCCCUCUCGGCCAAGGACUCGCUGGAGAAGCAGCAUUACUUCACCGUUAAUUUCAACCAUGAGAACCAGAAGACUCUGGAGCUGAGGACUGAGGAUGCCAAGGACUGUGACGAGUGGGUGGCAGCAAUAGCACAUGCCAGCUACAGGACCCUGGCGACGGAGCACGAGGCGCUGAUGCAGAAGUACCUCCAUCUCCUGCAGAUCGUGGAAACGGAGAAGACGGUUGCCAAGCAACUCCGCCAGCAGAUCGAGGACGGGGAGAUCGAGAUCGAGCGCCUGAAGGCCGAGAUCGCCUCCCUGCUGAAGGACCAUGAGCGCAUCCAGGCCGGCCAGACCAGUGUGCCCAGCGACGAUGACAGUGACAUAAAAAAAAUCAAGAAGGUGCAGAGCUUCCUGCGGGGCUGGCUCUGCCGCAGGAAGUGGAAGACGAUCAUCCAGGACUACAUCAGGUCCCCCCACGCCGACAGCAUGCGCAAGAGGAACCAGGUGGUCUUCAGCAUGCUGGAGGCUGAGGCCGAGUACGUCCAGCAGCUCCACAUCCUGGUCAACAACUUCCUGCGGCCGCUGCGCAUGGCAGCCAGCUCCAAGAAGCCUCCCAUCACACAUGACGAUGUCAGCAGCAUAUUCCUCAACAGCGAAACGAUCAUGUUUUUGCAUCAAAUCUUUUACCAAGGCCUGAAGGCAAGGAUCUCCAGCUGGCCAACACUCGUGCUGGCUGACCUGUUUGACAUCCUGCUGCCCAUGCUGAACAUCUACCAGGAGUUUGUGAGGAACCACCAGUACAGCCUGCAGAUCCUGGCACACUGCAAGCAGAACCGGGACUUUGACAAGUUGCUGAAGCACUAUGAGGCCAAGCCUGACUGUGAGGAGAGGACCCUGGAGACCUUCCUGACCUACCCCAUGUUCCAGAUCCCCCGGUACAUCCUGACGCUGCACGAGCUGCUGGCCCACACCCCCCACGAGCACGUGGAGAGGAACAGCCUGGAUUAUGCCAAGUCCAAGCUGGAAGAGCUCUCCAGGAUCAUGCACGAUGAAGUGAGUGAGACUGAAAACAUUCGAAAAAAUCUGGCGAUAGAGCGGAUGAUUAUUGAAGGGUGUGAAAUCCUGCUGGACACCAGCCAGACUUUUGUGAGACAAGGGUCCCUGAUCCAGGUGCCGAUGUCCGAAAAGGGGAAGAUCCCGCGGGGGCGGCUGGGCUCCCUCUCGCUGCGGAAGGAGGGCGAGCGGCAGUGCUUCCUCUUCUCCAAGCACCUGAUCAUCUGCACCAGGGGCUCCGGGGGAAAGCUGCAUCUCACCAAGAACGGCGUCAUCUCCCUCAUCGACUGCACGCUGCUGGAGGAGCAGGAGAGCACCGACGAGGACGCAAAAACAUCAGGGCAAGACAUUGACCACCUUGACUUCAAAAUCGUGGUGGAGCCGAAAGAUUCCUCCUCUUUUACGGUCAUUCUUGUGGCAUCAUCUAGGCAGGAGAAGGCUGCAUGGACCAGUGACAUCAGCCAGUGCGUGGACAACAUCCGCUGCAACGGGCUCAUGAUGAAUGCCUUCGAGGAGAACUCCAAGGUCACCGUCCCCCAGAUGAUAAAGUCUGAUGCCAGCUUGUAUUGUGAUGAUGUUGACAUUAGGUUCAGUAAAACGAUGAAUUCCUGCAAGGUCCUGCAGAUCCGCUAUGCAAGCGUGGAGCGGCUCCUGGAGCGGCUGACGGACCUGAGGUUCCUGAGCAUUGACUUUCUGAACACGUUCCUGCAUUCAUACCGUGUCUUCACCACUGCCCUGGUCGUCCUUGACAAGCUCAUCACCAUCUACAAGAAGCCCAUCAGUGCCAUCCCUGCACGGUCCCUGGAGCUCCUGUUUGCCAACAGCCAGAACAACAAGCUGCUGUACGGCGAGCCCCCCAAGUCCCCCCGAGCCAAUCGCAAGUUCUCCUCACCUCCCCCCCUCUCCAUCACCAAGUCCUCCUCCCCCAGCCGGCAGAGGAAGCUCUCGCUCAACAUCCCCAUCAUCACCGGAGGGAAGGCGCUGGACCUGGCCGCCCUGAGCUGCUCCUCCAACGGCUAUGCAAGCAUGUACUCCUCCAUGGCACCCUUCAGCAAGACCACCCUGGACAUCAACAAACUGUACGUGUCCAGUAACUAUCCCAAUAAAAUCCCAGAUGAAGGAGAAGCAGCCUCAGAAAAGCAAGAGGAGUCGUUGCCGAGCAAGCAAAGCUCAGAGGUGUCAGUCAGGGAGGAGUCGGACACAGAUCCCAACCAGAGCGAUGAGGCAGAAGCUGAAGCUUCCCCAACAAAAUCUCCAACCACUCCGAAGUCCAUCAAGUGCAAAAAUUCCUCAGAUUUCUCGUUGUUUUCUUACAACAACGGGGUGGUCAUGACGUCCUGCCGGGAGCUGGACAGCAGCCGCAGCGCCCUCUCCGCUGCCUCCGCCUUCGCCAUCGCCACGGCGGGAGCCAACGAGGGGACCCCCACCAAGGAGAAGUACCGCAGGAUGUCCCUGGCCAGCGCAGUUUCAGGCUUCCCAACGGACCAGCGGAACGGAGACAAGGAGUUUGUGAUCCGGAGAGCAGCCACCAACCGUGUCCUCAACGUGCUGCGGCACUGGGUCUCCAAGCACUCCCAGGACUUCGAAACCAACGAGGAGCUGAAGUUCCGAGUGAUCGGCUUCCUGGAAGAGGUUAUCCACGACCCCGAGCUCCUGACCCAGGAGAGGAAAGCAGCUGCCAACAUCAUCAGGACCUUGACACAGGAGGAUCCAGGAGACAACCAGAUAACCCUGGAGGAGGUCGUGCAGAUGGCUGAGGGAGUCAAAGCAGAACCUUUUGAAAACCACUCGGCCCUGGAAAUAGCAGAACAGCUGACGCUGCUGGAUCACCUGGUCUUCAAGAAGAUCCCGUAUGAAGAGUUCUUCGGGCAAGGCUGGAUGAAGCUUGAGAAGAAUGAAAGGACUCCUUACAUCAUGAAGAACACAAAACACUUUAAUGAUGUCAGCAACCUGAUCGCCUCCGAGAUCCUGCGCAACGAGGAGAUCAACGCGCGGGUGAGCGCCAUCGAGAAGUGGGUGGCGGUGGCCGACAUCUGCCGGUGCCUGCACAACUACAACGCCGUGCUGGAGAUCACCUCCUCCCUCAACCGCAGUGCCAUCUUCCGCCUGAAGAAAACCUGGCUCAAGGUCUCCAAGCAGACGAAGGCUCUGAUCGAUAAGCUCCAAAAGCUGGUGUCGUCAGAGGGCAGGUUCAAGAACCUGAGGGAGGCACUGAAAAAUUGUGACCCUCCAUGUGUCCCCUAUCUGGGAAUGUACCUGACUGACCUGGCGUUCAUCGAGGAGGGGACCCCGAAUUACACCGAGGAUGGCCUGGUGAACUUCUCCAAAAUGAGGAUGAUUUCACACAUCAUAAGAGAGAUCCGGCAGUUCCAGCAAACCUCCUACAAGAUUGAGCACCAGCCCAAGGUGACGCAGUACCUGCUGGACCACUCGUUUGUGAUGGAUGAAGAAACCCUUUAUGAAGCUUCUCUGCGGAUAGAGCCCAAGCUGCCUUCCUGAGCCCGGCACCCGCGCCCUCCCCUCCUGUAAAUACUGUCCCGUUCUGUUGGAUGCCCUGGAGUGACUCCCACGUCUGUGCUUCUCCGAGCAAACCGCCCUCCUCCUCCCUAGGCCGCAGCAAACCUCCCGCAGGGUUUCCCGCAUCCUUUAAGGUUUCACACAUCGACACGUGGCUGGAGUCCUGGUUUCUUUCCCAUGAUGUUCUUUUUGUCAUUUGUCCUUUGGGCAGGGGCUGGCGGGAUGGGGGCAGGGGAGCCCCGCGGGGCCCUGGGGGGCUGUGGGCAGUGACAUCCCUGGGCACCCUGCCAGGGGUUGAAGAGAGCGCGGGGGCUUCAUCCCUCUGUGUCAAGCUGCCCUCUCCCCGUGUCCCCCCCGGGGCGGGGGGGUCCCUCAGCUGCUGGGGAAGGUGGGACUGUCCCCCUGCCUCUCCUCGCUGCCUACGGCUCCUGACCAGCUUCUGUGGAUAUGCUGUAGAUCCGUAACCCUUGUGACCACUCUGAGUAACAUGACGUAGUUAGACAACGAUGACCGAGUGUUUUUAUUACAUAUACUGUAAUCCUGUCUAACCACCUUCUAGCAGGAAUAUAGUAAUGUAGUGCUUAUUCUGUGAAUAUUACCAUGUAUUUUUUACAUUGUACAGUAUAUAAACACAGUUUAACUUGGCAGUGGCAGGCAUGCUCCACUCUACAACCAGAACACUUUUGCUGUAAGCAAUACCUCGCGGUAUGAGAAUUCUCUUUCAAGCCCUAAAACUAUUUCAACUUACAGCUUGUUUGGAAAAAAAAAAAAAGAGAGAAAAAAAAAAAAAGAGAUAUUUCCAUUUUUUUUUUGUAAAAAUCUAUGUUUCCUGAUUACCUCUUGCUAAUAAAUCUAUUCUAUCUCAGGGUGAA